Phlebotomus papatasi is the source of this 2135-nucleotide messenger RNA. Its product is annotated as probable cytochrome P450 9f2. The coding region runs from base 336 to 1922 and encodes 528 amino acids. Lineage: Eukaryota; Metazoa; Arthropoda; Insecta; Diptera; Psychodidae. The record is from RefSeq and is a predicted model, not a curated record. The transcript is spliced from 4 exons. Gene Ontology annotation, molecular function: iron ion binding; oxidoreductase activity, acting on paired donors, with incorporation or reduction of molecular oxygen; monooxygenase activity.
ACACGGAAAUUCACCAGUCAAUUUCAUUCGGCAGCUUAAUAAGCUUCAAGUGUGUGUUAAAAUCUCUUCUUAAAACCUAAAAGUUUUAGUGAAUUCUUUUUGAAUCCUAGUGAAUUUUAACAUAAUAGAGACUCUCUUAAACUUAAACUGAGCAUUGAUUUUCUACAAAUACUACAAGGACCAAUCAGAUAAAUUUAUUUGUUUGCAAUACGGAAAGUAUUCUAAGCUUCGGCUGGUGAAAAAAUUCUGGCCCGAAACAGCGAGAGAUUCAGUGUUUAGUGGCAUUUGGAGGCGGAAAGAUUUUUUCAAGCAACAUUGCAGUAUAAUUUUCCAAAAUGUGGCUGCUGUUAAUUUUUCUUGGCCUUGUGGUGUAUUAUGUGUACAGAUGGCUUACGGACAACCAGUACUACUUCAAGGAACGGGGUAUUCCGUACACUGAGAGGCAUUAUGGAAUUGGUGCCUUCUACAAAAUCUUCACUAAGCAGACAACAGUCCAAGACCUUAUAUGGUCGUACUACAGCAGAUACUCUGACCAUCAGGUCGUCGGUCUGUGGGAAAUGAACCGGCCAUUCUAUUUCAUUCGUGAUCCUAAAUUAGUAAGGACAAUUGGUGUUAAAUCUUUUGAUCAUUUCCAUGACAAAGUGGCUAUUAUCACCGGCGAAAUGGACCCAUUCCUGGGAAAUUCCCUGGUUAUGCUUAAGGGUCAGAAAUGGAGGGACAUGAGAGCUACCCUAAGCCCAGCUUUUACAGGAAGCAAGAUGCGCCUGAUGUGUGAAUUAGUUGUGGAAAUCGGAGAGCAAAUGGUAGAAUUUAUACAAAAAGAAGCUAAAGAGAAAGGACCUCAAACUUACGAAAUGAAGAAAUUCUUCUCGAGAAUAGCUACUGAUCUCAUUGCAACCUGCGCCUUUGGAGUGAAAGUCGAUUCCUUGCAUGAUGAUCGGAAUGCAUUCUAUUUGAAUGCCACAAGACUUUCUGAUUUCACUAAGGCUAAAAAACUUUUAAAAUUCUUUGCUUUUCGAGCCAUACCCAAAGUUAUGAUUGGUCUAAGGAUCACACUAAACACUAAGGAAGAUAUGGAAUAUCUUAAAAGACUCGUAGUGGAUUCUAUGAAGAUCCGGGAAGAGAAGAACAUCUAUCGUCCUGAUAUGAUUCACUUACUAAUGGAGGCUCAGAAAGGCAAGCUGAAACACACUCAAACCGACAAUGACUCUGCUGGAUUUGCCACAGUUGAAGAAGCUAGUACUGGAUGGAAGAAGACUACUGAAACAUGGUCUGAAACUGAAAUUGUAGCUCAAUGCUUCCUCUUUCUAAUGGCUGGAUAUGAAACUGUUUCAACUGUCGUCAGUUUCACAGCUUACGAAUUAGCCAUUAAUCCUGACAUACAGCAAAAGCUCUACGACGAGAUCAGACAAAUGCAUAAGGACCUUAAUGGAAAACGCCACAAUUACGAAACUCUCCAGAAGAUGAAAUACCUGGAUAUGGUAGUAUCGGAAAUCCUGAGAAAAUGGCCCCCAGCUCCUUUCAUUGACAGAACUUGCACUGAAAAUUUCUCAGUGGAUCUCGAUAAUGGCCAAAAGCUAACAUUUGAAAAAGAUAACAUCAUGUGGAUACCCGUUCAUGCCUUCCAUCGAGAUCCCAAUCACUAUCCGGAUCCUGAGAAGUUCGAUCCUGAACGUUUCAAUGACGAAAAUAAAUCCAAAAUUGAUCCAAAUACCUACAUACCCUUUGGAUUAGGGCCAAGAAAUUGCAUUGGAUCUCGCUUUGCUCUGAUGGAAACCAAAUCAAUUUUGUUCCAUUUGUUGUUGAAUUUCUCCAUCGAAGUAACUUCAAAAACGCAAAUUCCACUCGUUUUGGCAAAGAUGCUUUCUGGACUACAUGGGGAAAAUGGAAUACAUCUUAUGUUUAGACCAAGAGAUCCUUAGAUCAUCUUUCUGCCUCACAAUUCUUUCACUUACAAUAUAUUUAUUAAUGUUACACGGUUCUAAACAAUUCGCUAAAACUGUUUCAAAAAAAAAAUAAUAAUAAUUAAAGUUGCUUCAUCACUAUGCAUUCGAAAAAGAAUUGGAAAUCUUCAUAAUAAUGUUGACACAGCAAAAAAAUAUUGAUAAGGUUAAUCCUAAAAUCCAAAGCAAAAA